CUACGUAGGUUAUAAAUCCCAUUUCCAUUAGAUUUGUGUUAAAACACAAACACCAACAUUGUGUACCAUGGCCUUUCACACACUCAAGCAAGGCUCCUUCCUAGUGGUACUAAUCCUAGCCAUUUCCCAAACGUUGAAUGCUGGAGACCCGGAUAUCAUUUCCGACUUCUUAAUCCCCGCAAAUGUUACCAUAGUAGGCAGUAACUUCUUCACCUACACCGGCUUCCGGGUGCUUGUAGAUGUGGACCCACCCACCACGUUUAAGGUCACGAAAGCAAGCAUGGCCGAGUUCCCAGCCCUCAAUGGUCAGAGCGUCUCGUUUGCAGUUCUACAAUACCCGGCCGGGUCAGUAAACCCCCUUCACACCCACCCCCGCUCUGCCGAGCUCUUGUUACUCUUGGAUGGGUCCCUGGAGGUGGGGUUUGUCGACACGACUAACAAACUUUACACUCAGACCCUCCAGCCAGGCGACAUGUUUGUAUUCCCUAAGGGACUCAUACACUACCAAUACAAUCGUGACGGUCAAGAUCCGGCGCUUGCUAUCUCGUCCUUUGGAAGUGCGAAUGCUGGAACAGUGUCAGUUCCUGGCACUGUCUUCGCCACAGGCAUCGAUGAUGAUAUCCUUGUGAAAUCUUUCAAGACCGACGACGCCACGGUUCAGAAGAUCAAGGCUGGACUUGCAUCCAAGGCUUAAAGAUUUGAAGAAUUAGAUCGUACGUUGUUUUGAAUAAGAAAAUAAUAAUUCCUUUCGAUUUUCUAUUUAUGUAGGCUCAUUGUAUUCGAACAUUGGU
Molecule: messenger RNA, 791 nt
Organism: Magnolia sinica
Lineage: Eukaryota; Viridiplantae; Streptophyta; Magnoliopsida; Magnoliales; Magnoliaceae
Product: germin-like protein 9-3
Exons: 1
Coding region: 68-694 (208 amino acids)
Cellular component (GO): cell wall
Molecular function (GO): manganese ion binding
Source: RefSeq, a predicted model, not a curated record